Messenger RNA from Sinocyclocheilus rhinocerous, 390 nucleotides. RefSeq names its product tetraspanin-1-like. The record is from RefSeq and is a predicted model, not a curated record. NCBI's taxonomy places the organism in Eukaryota, Metazoa, Chordata, Actinopteri, Cypriniformes, Cyprinidae. Bases 1 to 390 code for a protein of 129 amino acids. Gene Ontology annotation, cellular component: membrane. The transcript has 5 exons.
AUGAAAGUUCAGAAAGCUCUGGAUGGAAUUGGACAGAAAGUUGCUGAAAGCAUUAAGAAUAAAUAUGGCGAGGAUGAGAGUUACACUUCAGUCUGGGAUAGCACUAUGUCUGAGCUGAAAUGCUGCGGAUAUAACAACUACUCUGACUUCAUGGGCUCUCCAUUUGAAUCUACAGCAUCAUUAUAUCCUGUCACAUGUUGCAGAAGCAGUUCAGGACCAUGUAAUGAAAAUGAAGCAAAAAGAGCGUCUGUCGUGGGCUGUUUCAAUGCAUUAGUGAAUCUGAUCGAGGAUAAUGCAGUUCUGCUGGCUGGUGUGGCUUUGGGAAUCGCCGCUUUAGAGAUUGCAGCAAUGGUCGUUUCUAUGAUCCUCUACACGAAUGUAGGAAAAUGA